CCCCCCCCCCCCCCCCCCCCCCCCACCCCCCCCCCCCCCCCCCCCCCCCCCCCCCCCCCCCCCCCCAACCCGGCCGCGGGGGGCUAUAAGUAAAAAAGUCCUUGCUUAUUUUCCUGGUCAAGACCUGUACUUCGCUUGAUCAGUGGAAGAAAUAAAGACUGCGAGCUUGUUGUAUAUAUGUAAAAAUUAGGUAUGCUGCUCGCUAAUCGCUCAUACUGCGCAAAAAUCAGAAAAAAGUUUUCCGGAGACUUGUAACCAUCAAACUCGGAAUGUUGUUAUAUAUCUCUUGUUCAGCACAGAAAUCUUUAAGACAUUACUCAGCAUCUAUAGCAAUAAUUUUGAAAUUUUUCGAAGAAUUAGAAGUCACUAUAUACUACGUGACUUAGCAAAACAAAACGGUGAUUAUCAAAAAAAACCUAGCUCUGGUCUUAAACCUGACCAGUGUGUGUUUCUCAAAAAAUACUAACAUCCGACCAAAAUUUACUGUUUGUCUGAUCAGUAGAAAAAACAGACUAUCAUGAUCUAGUCUUAUCACUUUCUUGUUUUGGAUCUUGGAGUUGACCAGAACAAGAAAAAACAAACAGAAAACAGACACCUGUAAGUAAAUAAGUCUUCACUCUGUUUUCAAGACCAGACAAACUGAAUAUUAUAACUGAAUAUCCGGGAAUUCCAGAUCUUCUGAUUUUGGCAGAAAAGCUCGGAUUUUCGAAAUUUUUUCUGCCUUGUUUCUGUUCUUUUUUCUUCUAAGAUGUUCUGGUUUUCUGAUUUAAAUUUCUUUUUUUUAAGUUUUUUCUGAUUUUUCAUGAUCUGGACCCAAUAUCUCUCCCUGUUCAUAUAUUUUCUUUUAUUUUAUUAUAAUUAAAAAUACUUUUUUCUUCUUCGUACUUGAGGUUUGGUCAAAGCUGGUUUUGCUGGUGAUGAUCAUCCACGUUGUAUAUUUCCAUCAAUAGUUGGCCGUCCACGUCAACAAGGUGUUAUGAUAUGUACACAAAAAGAUGUUUAUAUUGGCGAUGAAGCGCAAAAAAAACGUGGAAUUUUAUCAUUGCAAUAUCCCAUUGAACAUGGCAUUGUCAAAAGUUGGGAUGAUAUGAUACUAAUAUGGCAACAUACAUAUAGUAAUGAAUUGAGAAUUGCACCUGAAGAUCAUCCGGUACUAUUAACAGAAGCGCCAUUAAAUCCAAAAUCGAAUCGAGAAAAAAUGACAGAAAUUAUGUUUGAAACAUUUCAUGUACCAGCUAUGUAUGUUGCUGUUCAAGCCGUCUUGUCUUUGUAUGCAAGUGGUCGUACUACUGGUCUUGUCUGUGAUAGCGGUGAUGGAGUAACACACUGUGUUCCAAUCUAUGAAGGUUAUUCAUUGCCACAUGCUAUCUAUCGUUUGAGUAUAGCAGGACGAGAUUUAACGGAAUAUCUAGUGAAAUUAUUAAUGGAAAAUGGUUAUUGUUUUGUGUCAUCAGCUGAAAAAGAAAUUGUUCGUGAUAUUAAAGAAAAAUGUUGUUAUGUUAGUCAAAAUUUUCCCGCUGAUAUGAUGUUGAAACCAUCCGAACAACAAGAAACAUCUUAUCAAUUACCAGAUGGACAAAUUUUACGAUUAGGUGAUGAGCGAUUUCGAUGUCCCGAAGCGUUAUUUCAACCGGUGUACCUUGGUUUAGAGGCACCUGGUAUACAUGACAUUAUUUUUAAUACUAUUCAAAAAUGUGAUAUGGAUAUUCGACGUGAUUUAUAUUUGAAUCAAGUUUUAUCGGGCGGUUCAACAUUGUUUCGUGGUCUAGGUGAACGUUUACUUUUAGAAAUGAAACGAAUGGUAAUGGAUGAUAUAAAAAUAAAAAUUUCUCAACCAAAAGAGCGUCGAUUCUCAGUUUGGAUGGGUGGAAGUAUUCUAGCAUCAUUAGAAGCAUUUGAACCAAUGUGGAUAUUAAAACCGGAAUACGACGAAUAUGGAGCAACCAUUGUACAUCGAAAAUGUUAUUAG
Didymodactylos carnosus is the source of this 1969-nucleotide messenger RNA. NCBI's taxonomy places the organism in Eukaryota, Metazoa, Rotifera, Eurotatoria, Philodinida, Philodinidae. The record is from the annotation of a GenBank genome assembly.